Molecule: messenger RNA, 1477 nt
Organism: Portunus trituberculatus (swimming crab)
Lineage: Eukaryota; Metazoa; Arthropoda; Malacostraca; Decapoda; Portunidae
Product: serine protease grass-like
Exons: 9
Coding region: 32-1171 (379 amino acids)
Biological process (GO): proteolysis
Molecular function (GO): serine-type endopeptidase activity
Source: RefSeq, a predicted model, not a curated record
UGUUCUCGUGCGCGCCAGAAAGAGGAACAAGAUGAAGUGGAGAGUGUGUUGCAGCCUGGUGGUGGUGGCAGCGGUGGUGGCGUCAGUGAGUGAGGGAGCAGUGAGGACAGCCAGGCAAGCUCGCCAGUGUUCAUCUGGUGAGGAGUGCCUGUCGCUGAGGGUGUGCAGGUCGAUCCAGGACGUGGUGUCGAGUCGGCGGUCUGGUUGGGAGAUUAUUGUGAGGGAGGCGAUAUGUGGGCAAGACAACGGUGGCUUCAGAGUGUGCUGCCCAGACUCUGACCCCGGCUCCAACAACCCCGUCGUCUCCGGCAGCAGCUCCACCACUUCCCAGCCUACUGUGGACGGAGAAACACUGCUGCCGAAGGGGAGUGAGUGCGGGCAAUCCGGUAACCACAGGGUCGUGUUCGGGGAAGAUGCUCCUCUCUAUGCCUAUCCUUGGAUGGUGCUGCUCGGAUACAGAGACAGAGCCAACCCAUCCUGGAAGUGUGGCGGCGCCCUCAUCAACGACCGCUACGUGCUCACCGCUGCUCACUGCGUCCACCGUAACUUCACCAUCCCCUCUGGCAACGGCGAUGUAGUGGCCCUGCGAGUGGGAGAACACACCAUAUCCAUCGACCCAGACUGCGCCCUGACCGAUGCCGUGCCGUGUUCCUCCCCCGAGGACUUCGACCCAGAAGAGGUGAUCGUUCACCCUCAGUUCAACAAGCGAGCUCCUGUGAGUGACGACAUCGCCCUCAUUCGCCUCAACAAGAAGGUCACGUUUGGCUUUUCCGCUAAGCCAGUGUGCCUUCCCGCUGCGGGCUUGGACGUGAAGAGCUUCCUGGGUGCGCGCGACGCCGUGGUGGCAGGUUGGGGCGCCACAGAGACCACCUCCACCUCUGACGUCCUGCAGGCUGCGAAGGUUCCAUUCGCAGAGAAGUCCACGUGCGAGCCUUUCUAUCGCAACCAGCUGGUGGACGAGCAGGUGUGCUUCGGCGGGAGAGGCAACGUAGACUCCUGCUUCGGAGAUUCUGGUGGCCCAGUCUUCCAAACCCACAACGAACUCCCUCGCUUCACCGUGCUGGGCAUCGUGUCCCGCGGCGUGCGUGAGUGCGGGACUCCUGGGGUUCCUGCUGUCUACACCAACGUCGCCUUCUACAGGCAGUGGAUAGCAAGCAGCAUCAAGCCCUAGGAUCUCUCCUUUCUCUUCAGGGACAUCUGAGUCCUUUCUUCACACAGCCCCAAAGAUGACCUCCUCCUUGUGGUGUUCCCUACAUCCCCAUGGCGCUGCUUCCCUCCCCGCGGCUCCAAGUGCCCGUGUCCCUCUCCAAUAGUCACUUUCCUAGUUCAGUAUUACAACAAUUUUUUCGCGACUCUUCUUGCCACAAUUAGGAAGCCAGAUAUGGGUCCUUCAUUAGCGGGGAAAGUAUUUAUAUGUAGUGACAAUGAUAUGUGAUAAGCCAGUAUGGCGCUAAUAAUAAAAUAUUUAAGUUCAUUA